Entrophospora sp. SA101 is the source of this 990-nucleotide messenger RNA. The record is from the annotation of a GenBank genome assembly. Lineage: Eukaryota; Fungi; Glomeromycota; Glomeromycetes; Entrophosporales; Entrophosporaceae.
AUGGCAGAAACAAAAGAAAAGAAAAAUACUCCUCAUUUAAUUUUACUAGAUAUUGAUGGAACUAGCACUAAUCCAGAUUUCGCUACUUUAAACCCUCGACUAAAAAAAGUUUUACAAGAAUUAAUAACCAAAAAAAAUCAUUUGGUCUUGGCUUAUAAUGGCGCUUAUAUUGGUCAUCCGGCAAAAAAAAAUGAAGAAAUAGUAAUUAAUCCUAUUUCUAACCAAGUAGUAAAAGGCAUUUUAAACGAACCAAUAAUUAAAAAAAAUCUCCGUAAUGUUUUGAUAGAUAAAACAGACCGAACCACUAUUAGCACUAGUGAUGAUAUUUACUACCAAGAAAUUUUUUUCAAUGGAAAUCCUUAUGUCAAAGGCAACAUCUCAAAACUUUUGGGCGAUAAAGGCGCUUUGCAAUUAGUUUUAGAAUUUCCUCAUGACGAGGAGACAUUUAAUAAUAUUUUGCUCGUAUUACGCACUGAAUAUGGUGCGGCAAUUGAUUUUUACUUUGGUAGCAAAUUAAAGGCUAAAAAAUCUGGUGAUAAAGUCCUAGUCCCUGAUCCAAAAAGCAUAAUAAUCAAAAUUCGUAGCAAAUUCGCAAGUAAAGAAUUAAUUCGCACCGUUGGUAAAGGCAUUGCGAUGGCAGAUAGUGUUCAUUACUUAAAAGCCUACGCCCAUGGUAUAACUGAUUAUGGAAUUCUCAAUAGUGAUGGAGUAACAAAAUAUCUUUCCAAACACUUUAAAUUCCAAAGAGAAGUCAAACAAAAGGAGCGAUCUCUAAAAAGAAAGGUCGAAAAAAUUAAAGAUAAUACUAAUAAAAAACCAAACGAUGCUAAUAAAGCUGACGACAAUCUUACUUAUAGCCAAAAAAAUUACAUAGAAAAACAAUUAGCACUUCCUCAUGGUCAAUCAUUACAAAGUUAUCUCAAUAGUGCCAAAACACCAGAAGAACGAAAACAAAGAGAAAACGAAAUCCGGCAACUCCUUAAUCGAUGA